CUGUCGUGCUGCAACCGACCGCGUUCGCGCGCGCUCACAAACAUCAGUUAACCGUCGCAAAUAUCUCGCUUUACUAUGUCAUUAUUUAAAAACUAUUUAUGUGUCCAUAUUGCCUUAGACCCGGAGCGGAGAACGCUCUAAUAAAUUCUUGAAGUGACAGUCAACUUGGAAGUCCUGGCGUAAUGCGUCGAUGUAUCGAGAGAUGGCGUUUUUCCGGCAAUCUUCGCCGUUGGACCGGCGACGAAAGAUCGAGUGGAAGGUUGAGGUUGGGGAUCUCCCCGACUACAUCUUCGUGCCAUAUGAAAAGCACUUAAGCCACAGCAAAUACGAACGCGAGGACGUGCAGAAGAAAACUUUCGCCAAAUGGAUCAACUCGCAGCUGGUCAAGAACAACAAGCCGCCGGUGCAAGACCUGGUGCAAGAGCUGCGCGACGGCGAGGUGCUGCUGGCGCUGCUCGAGAUACUCACCGCUCAGCGCUACAGGCGCGAGCGCGGCCGCAUGCGAGUGCACCAGCUGAACAACGCGAACGCGGCGCUGCGCGCGCUCGAGGCGGCCGGCGUGCGCCUCGUCAACAUCAGCGGCGCCGACAUUGUCGACGGCAACGCCAAGCUCAUCCUCGGUACGCUAUCACUAUUGCAAUCGCCAUCGCCGUUGCCAUAGUCCCACCCCCACCGC
Papilio polytes (common Mormon) is the source of this 676-nucleotide messenger RNA. Its product is annotated as utrophin-like. Lineage: Eukaryota; Metazoa; Arthropoda; Insecta; Lepidoptera; Papilionidae. Gene Ontology annotation, biological process: nuclear migration. The transcript is spliced from 5 exons. The record is from RefSeq and is a predicted model, not a curated record. The coding region runs from base 191 to 661 and encodes 156 amino acids. Gene Ontology annotation, molecular function: actin filament binding. Gene Ontology annotation, cellular component: cytoplasm; nuclear outer membrane; meiotic nuclear membrane microtubule tethering complex.